Molecule: messenger RNA, 1901 nt
Organism: Panicum virgatum (switchgrass)
Lineage: Eukaryota; Viridiplantae; Streptophyta; Magnoliopsida; Poales; Poaceae
Product: 4-hydroxyphenylacetaldehyde oxime monooxygenase-like
Exons: 2
Coding region: 102-1697 (531 amino acids)
Molecular function (GO): iron ion binding; oxidoreductase activity, acting on paired donors, with incorporation or reduction of molecular oxygen; heme binding
Source: RefSeq, a predicted model, not a curated record
UACAAGCCUCGCACCACAACUUGCAUUGCUCUCCAUCACUUAGUACUAACUAAUUCACAACGAUCGACUCUGGAAAGCAGAGGAAACAGCAAACAGAAACAAUGGCGAUCCUGGGCUGCAGCUUGCCGCAGCAAUGGCAGCAGCUGAUGACCCUCCUCCUGGUUCUCGUCGUCCCUAUGCUCUUACUCCUCUUCCUUGCAGCAACAAGAAGAAGAAGAAGUCGAAGAAGCUGGGGAAUGCUGAAAGGCGGGCGGCGCCUCCACCUGCCGCCGGGCCCGCCGAGGCUGCCCAUCCUUGGCAACCUGCACCAGCUGGGCGCGCUGCCACACCGGAGCCUCCGCGAUCUGGCGCGCCGCCACGGCCCCGCGAUGCUGCUCCGGCUGGGCAGCGUGCCGACGCUGGUGGUGUCGUCGGCGGAGGCGGCGCGGGAGGUGAUGAAGGCGCGCGACGUCGACUGCUGCAGCCGGCCGGACACGGCGGGGGCGCGGCGGCUGUCGUACGGCCACAAGGACGUGGCGUUCGCGCCCUACAGCGACUACUGGCGCGAGAUGCGCAAGCUGUUCGUCGUGGAGCUCCUGAGCGCGCGCCGCGUGGAGGCCAGCCGGCACGCCCGGGAGGCUGAGGUGGAGAAGCUGAUCGCGCGGCUGGGCCGCGCCGGCGGCACGCCGGUGUUCCUGGAGGACCACAUCUUCGCGCUCAUGGACGGCGUCGUCGGCACGGUGGCGCUCGGGAACAUCUACGGCGCGGAGCAGCUGGCGCACAGGUGGAAGCGCUUCCACGACGUGCUGGACGAGGCGAUGCGCGCCAAGGCCGGCUUCUCCGCCGAGGACUACUACCCCAACGCCGCCGGGCGCCUCGUGGACCGGCUGACCGGCGCCGCCGCCCGCCGCGAGCGGGUGUUCCGGGACCUGGACGCCUUCUUCGACGUCAUCAUCGACCAGCACCUGGACAAGCAGAAGGGCGGCGGCGCCCCCGACCUCAUCGACGCCUUGGUCGCCCUCAUGAAGGAGCGCCAGGGCGGCUUCACUCGAGACAACAUCAAAGGACUGCUCUCGAACGUGUUCACUGCCAGCGUGGACACGAGCUCGGUGACCAUGGUGUGGGCGAUGGCGGAGCUGAUCCGGCGGCCGGCGAUGCUGAGGAAGGUGCAGGAGGAGAUCAGGGCGGCGGUGGGCGACCCCAAACAGGAGAGGGUGCAGGCCGACGACAUGCCCAAGCUCCGGUACCUCAAGAUGGUGGUGAAGGAGACGCUGCGGCUCCACCCGGCGGUGCCGCUGCUGCUGCCGAGGGAGACCCUGCGGCCCGUCGCCAUCUGCGGCUACGACGUGCCGGCCAGGACGAGGGUCCUGGUGAACGCCUGGGCCAUCGGCAGGGACCCCGCGAGCUGGGGCGACGACGCCGAGGAGUUCGACCCGGGCAGGUUCGAGUCGGGGAACAAGGACGACGUGGGCUUCGGCGGCGCGCACUUCGAGCUGGUGCCCUUCGGCGCCGGCCGCAGGAUGUGCCCCGGGAUGGCCAUGGGAGCCGCUACGGUGGAGUUCACGCUGGCCAACCUGCUCUACUGCUUCGACUGGGAGCUCCCGGAGGGGAUGGCACCGGAGGACGUGAGCAUGGAGGAGGCCGGGGGGCUCACGGUACACAAGAAGACGCCGCUCCUGCUCGUGCCCACAAGAUACAAGAGUGCCGGCAGGUGCUAGCUGAUGCACGAUCGAUCCGAUCGAUCGAUCGAUCAAUGUUGUAAUAAUUGAUUGUUGUAACAAUCGACGGCUGUAGGUAAUUAGUAUUUGGAAGUAGUAAAUAAUAGGCACACCUAAUUUAUUGCGGUUGUAUCUCAUAGUAAUUUAAUCUGAUGGUUGAAAAGAAAAUGCAUGCCAGGUCUCUUGGACAAGCUUUUGUGAUUA